AUGAAUGCCAUCAAGUCCACUGUUCUAGACAAGUUCGCCACCAACCCGGUGGUGAAGGAGGUCAUAGACAUCACCACAUACUCUGGCGAUCGCAUGGAGCGACUGAAAAAUGUCGCAUUGAAUGAGAAUCAAAACCACAAGCUCCGCCACAUUCUAAAGCAUUUCCUUGCCCCCAGCAUCAAACCAAUCUUUGUGGAUGAUGAAGCGACAACAUUCCAGGAGAAUGAUCUAGUCCCUGAUGACUGGCUGGCUAUGGUCGACCAAGACCUGAAGAUGCCUUUCCGCAUGUUCGAUGUCGAGACCAAAAACAUGGUACCCACAUACAACCUGGGUCUGCAUGAUCAGUACUGCAUUGUUUCCCACAGCUGGAAAGGGUCUGAGAUUGGUUAUGGAUACUUCGCCAAUGCCAGGACUUUCAGUCCCAAGAAAGACUCCGAGGCUGAUGACGAAGGCCAGGAGGAAAGGCCAAACCCGAACGAUUUGAGCAACGUUAUCGAAAAGUGCAGGUCUGAUAUCAAACAGUUGGAAGAAAGCCUUCAGGCCGCACUUCCCAACGUCACGCCCAGGGAGGGUAAGGAAGGUGGCCAACGCCCAUCGGAUAUUGCAAUGCUUCUCCAAUGGUUUAUAGAUGCCAAUGGUGCCGAAUAUGCUCUUGGGAGAUCGCAAAAAUCCCUCCAUGAUGCUACAGGAAAUUUUUCAAGUGCCCAGCGAGAGGCGAUCUAUUACAAUGAUCUAUGGGACAAACUCGAUCAAGCAGAUGGUUUCGGGGCUCAUGCUCCGAAGUAUAACGCGAGAAACGGAAACGAAGCACCAAAGACAGAAUCACAACCUCAAAAGAAGAACGAGAACAAGGGAGAGAAGACAGAUGUUCACCGCGCCAUUGAUCGUUUGACGGAAGAAGCAUCUCGCCAAAAGAAAGAUGCUGAAGAGAAGUUCCAGGCCGCCUCAACAGCCAGAGAAAACGCCAGUAAGACAAUCAAGUUCUUCGACGACAAUCGCGAAUUGUGCUACGGAAUCGAGAAAUUAUUGGUUUGCUUGCAACACAUCCGAUCCUCACGCAAGAUUGACUACUCAAUCACCCAGGCCAAAGAGCUGUUCAACAAGCACUUCCCCAAAGGUGGCAAGCGAUAUGUCUGGCUCGAUACAUGUUGCAUCAACAAAGCCGACAGUUACGAAUUGACUGAGUCUUUAGCUUUGAUGGGUGACUGGUAUGCCAAUGCCGACUUUUGUCUCGUUCACCUGGACACCCCUCGCUCGGAGUCUUCAUGGAUUGAGGAAUGGAAACAUUGGAAGACCGAGUCUCAUGAGCCCAUUGAAGUCAACAUGGAGACUUUUGAUACAAUUGGCCAUGGGGCCAAUGCGACCGAGAAAAGCAAGAAUCAGGUGGAAUGGGCAACUCGUGGAUGGACGUUGCAAGAGUUGGUGUUGAGCAAGGUCACCUACUAUGUCAAUUCGCACUGGAAGAAUCUGGUCAGACCCAUCGAGCAUAUUGGCCCCUUUUAUCAUCUCCGUCCAUUUAUCCAACGUUAUCGACGUCAACCCUUCGUACAGAAGUUCAAAAAUAUCACGACUAAGCAAAUGGCAACACUUGAGGAGCUGCUAGAGGGCGAGGUUGUUAGGAAGGAGAUGCCUCGGGAACAAAAACUCUCUCUCAUGCUUCAACUCCUAGACUUCUCGCCGCCCAAACACUUGAAAGAGAAGAUGGCUGAAGCCCAGAUAGGCAAGGCAGUUUUGACAGCCAGUACCAAGCUACCCACUUUGCUGAAGGAUUUGGCCGAUAACAAGGGAAAUGUCGAUACGUCCUGUCUAUCCAAUCUCAUGGACCAGGAAGGUCAUGUAAAUGAAAGAAUCGCCGUGUUCAACCACAUGUUGACGGACUUGGUUGAUUUGACUGACGAAGCUAUCAUCAGGGAUCGGACAGCCAUUUCGAAAUUCAGCCAAGUCGAGAACAUGACAAACUGGAUCACUGGAGAUGGCCUCCUGGAUUCUUCUGCUAGUACAUCUCUGGUCACGGCUUCGUCACGACAGACUACAGUACCAACUGACCAAGCGUACUCUUUGAUGGGUAUUCUCGGUGUGCGAUUUCCUGCAUUCCCAGCAGAAGGACUGCCCAAAGCUCUGGCCCGGCUCUUGGAUGAAGUGGUGAUAUCAUACAACGAUGUUUCGGUCUUCAACUGGACCGGCAAACACCAUGGCAGUACCCUUCACGGAAGAUCGUUAUAUCCUGCAGCUAUUGAUGCGUUUGUAGAUCCUGUGAAAAAUGAAAAGUUGAGAUCCAAGGCGGAGACCAACCAGCAAAUUCUCAAGUUGUUCAAGGACCAGCGGGUACGACGAAGUGAAAUUGCCACGAAUGUUAACUCGAUUCUCGCCGAGAUUCUGAGAACCGUCAAGGAAAUGCCAGAUGGCCACCCUCUAUUUACCGAUCUGGAUUUCCUGGGUGGUAAGAUCAAGCUUGCCGAUUUUGAUAUGCUUGAACCCUGUGUCGAAAACUUGAAAAAGGUUGUUGCAUCCCUUCAGAAAGAAUUAGCAAACAUCAGAGCGAGCGAAGGAGAGAAGAAGAACACGGAAAAGAGCGCAGAUCAAGCACCAGACAACAAGGGGAAAACAGCAAGUGAGAAACCAGGGAGAUUUGGCUUCGGGCGAAUCAAUUCAUUGCCCAAGUCAGUCAAGUCGUUUGAAGUAUCCAAGUUGCCAUUUGGUAGAAAAGCGUCAAGCGUGCAGACAAAUGAAGCGGAGUCACCAUCCGAGGUGUCCAAACCGGGAGAGGAUGCUACCCAAGAUCUGGAUAGUCCAUGCCUCAAAUAUAACCAUGAUGAGGAGCCUUUGGACAAGUACAUCCAGCAUGUACUCGAUGUCCUCGAUCAUCAUACACUACCCCAGGGAAACCCCAGUCAAGCAUCUGAGCUUUCAACAGACACCCUAAAUAGCGAUUCGAAAGACACUACCAGUCGUAUGGAAGAGUCACAAUCCCCAGACAAGCGAAUGGUUUGUCCCAAUCCAGUCACAGUGAGCACGGCCGGUAUCCGAGGCAUCUUUGAUAUUCAACGAAUAAUUGUCGAUAUGGUUGAGCCCGAGACGCUACGUUCUCGAAUCCGACACGCUGUCAGUGGCCAGUUUGUUGAUGGUUGGUGCACCGUCAGCACUGGAUUUUCCAUGACUCUCGUUGCCUUCUCCUGUGAACGUGACAUGCUCGAGCAGCAACUUGAUCUCGUGGAGGUCAUCAAGCGAAACUUCGAAGAGAAGAAGAAGAGCAAUGAUCCUGAUGACGAGAAUUCCGAAAAUAAGAAUACUGCCGCAUCCAACGAAGGUGCGCAGAAGGAUGCUGGGCAAAACUUGCCGCAAGGCGCUCCGAACGCGGCCAACUCUGAAGCCAAUUCUCAAACUCCGCCAAAGACGAAUAGUUUCUUGAGCCAAGUUUACCCGGAAAAGAGUCACGAGCAGAAGAAGGUCUCCCGCAUGAUUUCUUUCGUGCAGAAACCUGAUUUACACAGCAUUGCAGGUGAAUGGGUUCUUGCUAGGUUCACGGGUGUUCCUCGGGCCAGGUGGUACCUCUGUCGUCUGGAACUGGGUGCUGGAAAUGAUUUCUAUGGACGGCGAAUUCCCACAGAUGCUUUCAGCUUCGAAGAUGCCGCUCCCGAGCAAGGUCUGACCGAAUACUGGCACCAGUUUACCCGUGAGAAGAAAGAACGCACUUGCGAUACGCUUGAAAUUGCUCUCUACGGAAAGAAGCAGAUGACCUCCGCCAGUGACGAGAUUCAGAAGCUGGUGCAUUCAUGGAAAAGCGACGUGCAUAAGGCUGAUCAUACUCCCUUCGAGCUUGCUAUGGAAGUUACACAAAAUGCUUCUUGGGACAAGGUUGUCAACUUGGGCAAAGCGGCGGGAUCCGUGGUGACCGGUUUCAGUUCUGAAGCCUGGGCCGAAUAUCUUGACUCGCGCAUUGAGAAGGGCGCUCUGAAACGCGUUCCAGUGUCUCUACGGACUCCUGUGAAGGAUCUAUCCCAUAACAGAAAGCUGUUACCGUCCAUGUUCCAUGCGGGGCGCGAGGUGCACAUGUUCUGA
Molecule: messenger RNA, 4059 nt
Organism: Penicillium antarcticum
Lineage: Eukaryota; Fungi; Ascomycota; Eurotiomycetes; Eurotiales; Aspergillaceae
Exons: 1
Coding region: 1-4059 (1352 amino acids)
Source: RefSeq, a predicted model, not a curated record